Messenger RNA from Penicillium hordei, 630 nucleotides. RefSeq lists its product as uncharacterized. Lineage: Eukaryota; Fungi; Ascomycota; Eurotiomycetes; Eurotiales; Aspergillaceae. The record is from RefSeq and is a predicted model, not a curated record. The transcript has 2 exons. The coding region runs from base 1 to 630 and encodes 209 amino acids.
AUGUCCAUGUCACACAAUGAGUUUCCCCCGCGCGUCGACCUCCUCAAGUUGAUGGCUCAGGAUCCGCUUCCCCUGCUCGCCUCUGGAAUGAUAGAUCCGGGUUCAAUGGCAGGUGAUGAACCAAUUAAGCAAGCUCAAGUUGUAUUGGAUAAUUUGAACAGCGCGCUGGCCAGAAAUGAUGCGGAGGCGCUCAAAGACUGCUUCUUCAAGGACCAGGCAUACUGGAAGGAUCAGCUAGCACUAACGUACCAUCUGCGGACAUUCAAAACACCAGACAUAAUUGCCGCCAGUCUGCUGGAUACCAACAAGCUGAGGGCCAUCAAGGAAGAUAUAACGGUCGACGGCGAGGCUGUAUUUCUCCCGGCGACACCAGUUCUUCAAUUCAUUGACUGUGGAAUUGCCUUCCAAACUAGCUCGCCAGCCGCCACUUGCAAAGGAAAGGUGGUGCUCUUGCCGGUCAAGGGCGCCAACGAGACAGUCGAGUGGAAGAUCUGGGUCCUGAGUACUAUUUUGAAAGAGCUGAACUUGCAGAAAGAGAAUGAGACCUUACUUCUUUCUCCCGGCAGACAACUCGGUGGCAUUGAGAGCUUUGAGACUGAUGUUUUCAUAAUUGGAGGCGGAAAUGCGUAA